Molecule: messenger RNA, 2802 nt
Organism: Salvia miltiorrhiza (redroot sage)
Lineage: Eukaryota; Viridiplantae; Streptophyta; Magnoliopsida; Lamiales; Lamiaceae
Exons: 3
Coding region: 1-2802 (933 amino acids)
Molecular function (GO): nucleic acid binding; RNA-DNA hybrid ribonuclease activity
Source: RefSeq, a predicted model, not a curated record
AUGCUUACGCGACAGUCUUCUUUGCUGCAGCAACAAAGUCGUAUUACUUGGCUUUCUGAUGGGGAUCGGAAUACUAAGUUUUAUCAGAAUAAGGUAAAGUAUAGGCGGUCUCGCCUGAACAUUAAGCAGCUUGUUAUUGAUGACAUCGUGAUUGAUAAUCAUGAUGCCAUAGCUGGGCAUGUGGUUCAAUUUUAUGUUGAUCUUUUCGCUGCUCAUCCCACGGUUGUGGAUAGGUCCUGGAUUCACCAGCAUAUUCCUUCUCUUCUCACGAUUGAACAGGGAGCUGCGCUCAUUGAUUGUCCGACUGAGGAUGAGAUACGGGCGGCGGUUUUCUCGAUGAACAGUAAUGGUGCCCCGGGCCCAGACGGUUUUAAUAGAAAAUUUUUUCAGGUGGCUUGGGAGAUUGUUGGAGCGGACAUCAUAGCGGCUGUUCAGCGCUUCUUCACUCGUCACUAUUUACCUGUGGGUUUUAACUCUAAUUUUCUCACCCUUCUUCCUAAGAAGGUGGAUGCGUCAUCUAUCUCGGAUUACAGACCAAUUGUUCUUGGGAAUUUUCUGUUCAAAAUCAUUACUAAAGUCUUAGCUACUAGGCUAAAUAUUAUUGCUCCUUCUAUUAUUUCGCCGAACCAGUUUGGGUUUGUGGCAGGGCAUUCGAUUCAUGAAGGCAUUCUUCUUGCUUCGGAGGGUGUAAACUGUAUGAAUCGAUCUCUUAAGGGGAAUAAUAUAGCUCUGAAGGUGGAUAUUAAGAAAGCUUUUGAUACUCUGGAUUGGCAAUUUGUGAAUGUGGUGUUACAGGCGUUUGGAUUUCCUGCUACUUUCAGAAAUUGGAUUCAGAUAAUUUUUUAUUCUGCCCGGAUUUCUAUUAUGUUCAAGGGAACAAUUCAUGGGUUUUUCUCGUGCGGUCGGGGGGUUAGACAGGGCGAUCCUUUGUCCCCACUCAUUUUCAGUUUAGCGGAAGAGGUCUUGAGCAGGUUGCUCCUCCAUGCGGCGGAUAAUAAUUUUAUUGCUCAGAUGCGUAUGUCGCGGCAGCUGCUUUUCCCAUCACAUUUACUUUAUGCGGAUGACGUCCUUCUUUUUUGUCGGGCGUCGAAGAGAUCUUGUGUGAUGAUUAAUUCUAUUUUACAGUUGUAUGCUAGUGUUUCGGGGCAGCAUUGUAAUAUUGCUAAGUCGACUAUUUAUUUUGGUAAGGGUGUUUGUACUCCGAUGAAGCGGCGGGUUCAACGAGUUCUUGGGUUCGCUGCUGCAUCGCUUCCGUUCAUUUACUUGGGGGUGCCGGUCUUCACGGGACGGGCUUGUACUUCGAAGCUCCGAAAGAUAAAGGAUUUUAUUCUGUCUAAGUUCUCUCGCUGGAAAAGUCUUCAUCUUUCUAUGGCUGGACGGGUUGUUCAUUUGGACUGGUUGCUGCACGACCACGGCUCGCUCUUCGGUGGCGUGAAAUCGCGUUUGCGCGCCGAAGGGGUUCGUGAGCCAAUUCAGCAGGUCGUUGAGGAUACAUUCUGUAUCCUGGGCAAUGGGGAUUCGAUUUCGUUUUGGCUUGACAACUGGUUGGGUUAUAAAUUGGUGGAUAGGCUGCAUAUUCCACAUUACAUGUUCCCGUUUUUUUCUCAACGGGUUUCAAAUUAUUUCUUUAAUGAUACUUGGCACUUCACUGAUUCCUUCAUUGAAGCGUUUUCGGAGGUGGCUUUUGAUAUCAUCUAUAUUCCGUUUUCUGAUGAUGUUGAUUAUAGAGCCUGGACUCACUCGCGGUUUGGUGAGCUUUCGGCAGCCUUGGCUUUUGAUUAUCUUGCUCCAUCAUACCCUAUUGUUGAUUGGGGCAAGUGGAUAUGGGCGACUUUUAUUCCGGUACGCCGUUCGAUCACGUGUUGGAAGGUGAUCUUGGGGCGCCUGCCAACAACGGAUACCCUUCGGCGUUGUGGUUUUGUUGGGCCCAGUUUUUGCUCGCUUUGUCGCAAUGCACUGGAAAGGAUUGAACAUAUUUUUUGGGAAUGUUUCUUUGCUAAAGAGGUUUGGAGCAAUCUCUUUUCCUGGUUUGGAGUCGAUAUUCCUUUGGUUCAUGAUGUGGGGAGUUUGAUUAUUCAAGCUAUGAGAUUUGAGGCUAGUGCGCAGAUGACCAGCCUUUGGAGACUUGGUGUUGUCACGCUAAUUUGGGGGUUGUGGUCAGCACGCAAUCAGGCGGCUUUUCAUGAUGUUCAACCGAAAACUCAAGCUAUGGUCAGCCUGCUCUUUCUCUCAUUCAAGGAGACUUCGAGUAACUUUAGACUUGGGUGUAUGGCGAAUUCUAUUCGUGAGUUACAGGUGUUUCACCGCUUGAAAGUCCCGGGCAACCCACGACCGACUCCGGUGAUUGUAGACGUUAUUUGGAAGCUUCCGCCGCCGCUUUGGCUCAAAGCUAACAUUGAUGGUUCCAUACGGGGAGAACCGGCUGCCAUGCAUGCGGGUGGUGUGAUUCGAAAUGCUUUUAAUUUGGUGAUUGUGUGCUAUCAUUUCUCCGUGGGGCCGGGGUUUCCUUUUGAAGUAGAACUUUUGGCACUUUUGAUUAUCUUGGAAAGAGCUGCUACCAAUAAUUGGUAUAAUCUUUGGGUGGAGUCGGACUCUACUUACGUCGUCAACAUUUUUAAUAACCGAUCUACUUUGGUGCCGUGGCAUUUCCGUGGGCAUUGGCUUGCUGCUCCUAAGGGUGUCGCUCAUUGCAGCAUCAUGUGUUCUCACAUUUUUCGCGAGGGGAAUAAGGUUGCAGAUUUCAUGGCGUCUUCGGUCUCUCAAGAUAGCUUCUGGUAUCACUCGCUGAGCUGCUACCAAUAA